Toxorhynchites rutilus septentrionalis is the source of this 5782-nucleotide messenger RNA. RefSeq names its product SET domain-containing protein SmydA-8-like. Gene Ontology annotation, molecular function: protein binding. The transcript is spliced from 7 exons. Lineage: Eukaryota; Metazoa; Arthropoda; Insecta; Diptera; Culicidae. The record is from RefSeq and is a predicted model, not a curated record. Bases 186 to 1709 code for a protein of 507 amino acids.
AACACCUGUACGAGUGAAACAUGCGCAAUCCGGGCAGCCGGUCGAGAAAUAAUGCACACGCCAGAGUAUAAUAUUUUUCCAUUUGUUGGACAGUCGUUCGUGUGAGUCACGACUGUUGGGGUGGAAAUAUUCACAUUCGCCUCACAUAUUUUCUUCGGUAUCUCGAUCAAGUUAAAAGGUUGAAAAUGGCGCGAUUUGAUGAGAAUUGUGUGGUUCUCAAAUCGGACUCCCUUGGAAGAUUUUUGGUGGCAAAGCGUGAUCUCGCCAGCGGACAGCAAGUUAUGGUCGAGGAGCCGAUCGUCGUUGGACCGUACUGGGACUCGGAGAUUUGUUGUUUGAAUUGUUUCAAAAGAUCUUGUACCAUAUGCAGAAAGUGUCGGAGAGCGCCACUUUGCUACGAUUGCUCGAGUCACAGUGAAGCCGAGUGUGAAUUUUAUCGCAAAUCAAAUUUGGACAUUAAUUUCCUUUUCAACCACUUUAAUGUGGUGACGCCGGUGCGGUGUCUGCUGCUGGCGGAAAGUGAUCCGGAGAAGUUCCGCGAAGUGAUGAACAUGGAGGCACACUUGGAGGAACGCAGGGGGACGGAAGUAUGGGACAACUACGGAAAACACACCGUUCAACCGUUGCUGGAAUGUGGAGCAUUCGAAAAGCUCGAAACGGAUGUGCAAAUUACCGAACAAGUGAUCCAGCACAUUUGCGGCGUUUUCGACGUCAAUAGCUUCGAAAUCAGAGGCUGUGCAGAUGAUCUGGAUGGACAAGCGAGCAAUACGGUUCGCGGUCUUUAUCCCAGAACUGCUCUGAUGACACACAGCUGCGUCCCCAAUACCCUAAUUUCGGUUGAUGGGAGCUCCAGUCUUAGACUCUACACAACCGUUCCGGUGAAAGAGGGAGAACUGCUGUAUUACAACUACACGAGAUGUUUGUUUGGAACCUUCGAACGGCGGGCCCAUCUGCGCAAAGGCAAAUACUUCAUCUGCACGUGCCCCCGAUGUGAAGAUCCCACCGAACUGGGGACACAUUUAAGCUCGGUCAGGUGUACCGCUUGUGGUGAAGGACUCUGCUCGUAUCAUUCUAAAGAGUCCAAAUGGAAAUGUGAGAAGUGUUCACAAGAAAUCAACCGGGAGUAUGUGAAGCAAGUACUGACGGCUGCUCGGAAUGAUGCAAUGACAUGUUCUCUCGACAUCCAAGAACUGGAACAGGUAAUCAGUAAACACUCGAAAAUCCUGAAUCCUCAUAAUUCGCUGAUCCUGGAACUAAAGCAAGCACUAGCAGGAGAACUUAGAAAUCUCUGCGUGUCCUCGCAUCCAUCAAACAUCCCGCAGAAAAUUCUCGCACGCAAGGCUGAACUGUGUGGCGAGAUACUGGAGGUGCUGCGAGUGUUGGAACCAGGAAUUUCUCGCCUCACGGGAAUCGCUCUGUACGAGUUCAAUGUUUCCCAGUGGGAUUUAGCCCGGAAGAAGUUCGAAUCCAAAGCGAUCAAAUCGAAAGAUCUGCUGGAAACUUUGACCAGUGCCGAGAAUGGUUUGAAGGAGUCUGUCCGUAUGCUCUUAUUGGACCAUCCAUCCACUCCCGAGGGUCGGCUCUCGAAACGGGCGAUGCACGAGUUGAAGGAACUACGGGGGGAAAUAGCGCAAAUUCGGAUGAUUAUAGGCGACGAGAAAGAAUCCAAAUCGAAACAGUUUGUUAAAAAAUCUGGCAAAAAACAAUAGAUAACAAUGUCAUUUGAACAGCUCUUCCUGAUAAUAUCGAUAUUGAAGUUCGAAAAUAAUUUCCUGAAUCUGGGUGAGAAGUUCGUAACGAUUGUGACAUUCGGCCGGUUUACAAUAUACGCAGUGUGUCAGCAGUUCUCGGAGAUUUUUCUGUUCCGGAUGGUCACCCGUGGAGUGUAGGAAUCCAUGCUCCCUGUUGCCGUUAACAUUCUCGUGUAGCAACUAAAAAUGAGCGAUUACUUAAGGAUUUGUGUUGUUUGCAAAGCUAUUGAACCUUACCUGACAAACUGCAAACAUGUUCAAAUCACUAUGUUUGUGGGAACACAGAUCUUGUUGCACAUAGGCGAAACAACCUUCACAGUCGAUACGUUCGUGAACAUGUCUACCUUUGUCUGCUGCCAAUUUGUUACUUUCACUGUUCAAUAUAACCACAUUAUCGACAUCAACGAAGGUCACUUUCACAUCUCCGCCCGGAAGCAUUUUAACGGCUAUAUUGUCCGGUUGAAUAUCUGUGAGAUAGAAUCUGAAAUGAGUUGAAUCAAUUGUACAUACAAUGCUAUAAAAAUAUAUAUGCCUACCGAAAAUGACUAUCUCCUUCUGUGAGUCGGUAGAUGGCGUUGAUAAUCUGAUUGGCGAUUUCCAGUCUCAGGCGAAAUGGACUGUCAUAAAAAUAGGCUAAGGAGUCCCCUUCGUAACUUUCUACUAUUGUAAAACCACCUUGAAAUAUAAGCUUAGGUACGGGAAAUUUCAUCCUCGCGAGAAUCUAGAAUAUAUUUAUUGAAUGAAUUUCUCUUUUAUUGUUUAUAACUCUGAUUUACCUCGAGCAUUAUCGGUUGCACGCUGGUCUUCAUCAAUACCAAUUUCAACAAUUCAGGACCAGUGAACUGCUGCACAAACCGCACGAGCGUCCGUUCAUCUUCCGGUGGGCAAAUAACGCUUCCCCCAAAGGCUUCCUUGUCCAGAAUUCUUUUGCGCAGAGCUAAAACGAAUUCCUCACCAUCUCCAAGCUGACAGUCGCUACGUUCUAUUUUGUGUUCCUCGCAGAGCGCGGCCCGUAGCUCUUCCACCAGGCCCAUUUGGUUGAGAUUCUUGACGACUACCUGCCGGAUUCCGUCCAGCAGAGCGUAUGUGACACCAUGUUUGUUGUAACGAUUCAAGAGAUUCAAUGGAUUGGUUCCAUCGAUGACGAUAUGAUUUGCAAAAAAAUCACAAUCCAACGGCUCUGGAAAGCACCGUGGACACAAUUCACGGGUAUCAUAGUCACAUUGAUGGGUGAAUCGCACACCGUCUGUAUCUGUUUCCAUUGGAAAGUAUCUGAACACGAUGCACAAGCAUAGUCCCAUGCGAAGUAGAUCGAAAUACAGCCUUUUGGAAGACAUCACGUACUUUAGGUUUACAUCUGGGCGCGCUGGAAAGAACAAUGAAGGAAGAUACCUCAGAUGAUGGUUCCACUUUAUAUCCCUACGGAGUUUGGGACUGGACGUUUUAUCUUUUGGAUAAUUGAAAAAUUUCCAGAACUAUCUCUUUUGCAGACAUAAAGGGUUUGUCGCAGGUACAAUCACAAAAUAUCAUAGACUGGACCGUUUAAUCUGAUGUAUCUGUUCCCAACAAACUCCCGGACAGACUGAAAAUAUUGAUAAAAGCGUGCAAAUGGAAACCCUCUCGUGUACACCAAGUAGAUAAUUGGAAUGUUCAUAAUGUAAACUCUAAUGCUGUAGGUUCUAGGGAAUUGGUUUGUAAAUCAAUUUACGAUAAUAUUCAAAGGCAAGGAAAUUCCUCUCAAAGUGGUUCAAUGUGUUGCUAGACCACUAAUACAAGGUCUGUUCAAAAAGUAUCGCGACUUUCGAAUUUACGCGGGUUACGUAUAUUUGAUUCCAGAUUUUGUAGCAUUUUGUUGGUACUCAUGUCUCUCACUAAUGCUGAUAAUUACGGCUAUUUUGAAUGUUCAGUUAAUUUUCGAAAACUGCUUUUCUUACACGCGUUUUGGUUCAUCUACGAUUUUUGCCGAACCAUGUGAUAUUUUUAUGAUUUCGAGAGAAACGAACUUGAAGUUCAGUGUUUGCUAUCUUCGAAGCUUUCAAUUUUACCGUAAAAACUGUAAAAACAUCAAAUAUCAUGUCCUAACCAAACAGUUUUUUGGCUUCCUAUGCGUACAUGGUUCACUCUGACUGAAUCAAUGAAGCACUUUUUCAGACUUGGAUCACUAUGACUGAACAAUUUCGAAAUAUUUUGACGUAGGACUACGCGUUCCAUUUCUGUACCGGGGUGUGAGUUCAAAGUUUCGAAAACGAGAGAGUGACGCUGGAGUGCAAGGUUUUGAACGUUAAUACCUCUUUACCGGCUGUGUAAGAAUCACUUCAUUCGAAAGAUAAAACGUCAAAGAGUCAUAUGAUUGUCAUUUAUUGGUCCAAAAAAUCUUUUAAAUAGCUUAAAAAUUGCUUUGAAAACAGGCUAUUAAGAUCAUAACAAUCUAGCUCAUUGAGGAUGAUUGCUUUUGUGGUGAUCGGAAUGUGUUCUCGAACACGGACGCAAAAUUAAGGCACCUAGAGAAACCGUUAUCGCGAUGCAAUCGUAUCCAAGAGCAUCAGUUUCUGUUUUGCUUUCGCAUGGGAUGGUUAUGAAGGAAUGUUUGCUUGUAAUUGCAGUCGAACGAAGGAAGAUUUGCGCAUUCGGUUUGUAAUAGGUGUACAUUUGUGUAUGUAGUUUUUGGCAUUAUUUCGUUAAGUAUUAUGUAUUUGUUUCAAUGUUGUACACACCGCCAAGAAUACACUGGACGCACUGCUGACCCCACGAUCCGGAUUCAAGGUUCCCGACGAGGACUGUUUCCAUCGAAAAGGAGUGCUAAGCUUCGAGAGCACUCCGGGCAUAGCCAACAGAACUAGUUUGUAUUCAAACCGUAAGUACCAAACCCCUUUAAAACAUGCGCAUGUGGGUGGGUAUUUUCUGAACGAUGGGAAGAGUGAUCUCCAAAUUAAAAAAAAGUCACAGGAGGGUUGUGUCCGAGACACGAUCGCAUAGUUGACGUAGGAUCCCGUUAUGUUAUCUGUUGCAUGCUGAUUUUGGAUAUGUUUGAAGAAUUACAUUGUUAAACUCUUCGAUAGUGAUUUGGUGGCCCUGAAAAGGGCCGUUUUAUCUGGUUGUUAGGUAUUCAUGGUUCACUCCACCAAUGUCCAUAACCAAGUGAUAAUGAUAGAAAGAUGGUGAUUAGUCAUUUGAUGGUGCGUAUCACGAUAGAAGAUGCCAAAGUGGAAUGAGAUAUGAUGAAAGUCGCCCUCUGUGGGCCUGGACGUGCUGGCUCCUGUGUUAUGUCCAGACACCUAGGAUUUGAAAUCUCUGUUAGGGAAUACAUGUCGGUGGAAACAAAAGCUCCCCCUACUUCCAUGUAAUUGCAAUGCCUAUUUCCGCCGGGCGGCUUGGUUUAGAUGUUUCUGUUAGGGAAUACACUUCGGUGGGAACAAAAGUUCCCUCUACUUUGAUGUGCCGAUUUUUCCGUAACUUCAAUUUCGACCAAUCAGAACGAGGUAUUUCCGUUUGGAGAUUUUUUUAUUGUUUGCUAGUUAGUUUCAUAUGAAAUAUUAUUUUAUCAAUUGUGAUGAAUUGUUAUGUAGUGCUCAGAUCGAUUGAUGCAAAUAUAUCGUAAAUCCAUCAGGAAAUAACUGACCAAUAAUUGUAAGUACAUGAGCCGCCGCAUGUGCCGUCAAUUUCGACCAAUCAGAAGGGAUUUUCCGUUAGGAUAGGAGUUGAGAUUUUCCAAUUAUUCGAUAGUUAGUUUCAUGACAUAUAGUAAUUGAUUCAAUGUAAAAAAAUUGUUAUGCAGUGCCGAAAUUGAUUGACGCAAAAAUCUCAUCAAUCCAUUAUGAAAUGACUGAGCAAUUAGCGUUUGAAAUUGGACAAUUUUCACGAUAUGCUCGAUUUUCGAUUUUCAAUUUGUACCCCAAUAUGUUCCCGAAAGACGUAAUCCUACGUCAAAAACGACGAUAAUGAAGCAAUGGAGACGCAGGUGGCACACAGUAGGAUGUAAUAUAGGAUAGGGAAAUAUUUGUUAAUAGAAGAAUAAAUGUUUGUGUGAUAUA